Molecule: messenger RNA, 2282 nt
Organism: Rhagoletis pomonella (apple maggot)
Lineage: Eukaryota; Metazoa; Arthropoda; Insecta; Diptera; Tephritidae
Product: myb-like protein AA
Exons: 4
Coding region: 554-1939 (461 amino acids)
Biological process (GO): regulation of transcription by RNA polymerase II
Cellular component (GO): transcription regulator complex; nucleus
Source: RefSeq, a predicted model, not a curated record
CGGCGAUAGUAGUUGUUGCAGGGCGUUUGCUGCGAGCGAAAGUGUUGGCAGAAAAUUCUACAUACGCUACUAACAAAUAGCUCUUACUAAGCUGUGUUGUCGAGUUGAAGUGUUAAUAGUCUUAUAAAUAAAACAAAUCAUUGAAUAUAACUAUUUUUUUAGUGAUUGUUUUGCUUUUAAAAUUCACAACAUCCACCACUGAGAAGCGUCUGCGCAUUGCAGUUAUUGGUAGUGUUACUGCCACACUACUACUACAAUAAAAACUCAAAGUCGGCAACACCCACAAGCAUAUUACAAAAGUUAACUGAACUCAUACCAAAAACGUUAAGUGAGAGUAGUUAAGAGAGCGCCGAACUAUUGUUGCCAAUGCGCAUUACAAAUACGAACAACACACACAUAUUUACAUAUCUACGUAUUUAAGUAUUUGACAACAUAAAGAAGUAAAACAAAUAAGGAUACCGACAGUUUUGGAGAUCUUUCAACACAAAGCUUGAGUCAGAAAAAAGUCAAAAUAGCCGCAAUUGAGAGUGAACAAACAGCAAAUGGCGGUGAGAUGGCUUUCUCCCGCCACAACAUCGAAAAAAGGCGCCUAAUCGAAUUGGUGCGGCUGAAUUCGAUACUCUGGGAUUGUCGUUUGCCCCAUUACAAGCGUUCUGACAAGAAGAAGGCCCUUAAAUGGAACGAGUUAGGACGCGUUUUCGGCGUGAGUGGUGAGCGAGUGCAACGUACUUUCACAUCCUUGCGUGAAAUAUUUCGGCGUGAGUUGAAUCAUGAAAAAAUGCUGGGUGUGCGCUUCAAGUCCAAGUGGGAAUACUACGAUGCAAUGGCUUUUCUAAAGGAAGUUAUUAGAGAGCGAAAGUCUCGCGAGCGGAAUAAAACAUCCGCCGAUGCUAAUUUACCACAGCAACAACAACAACACAGCAAUAACAAUAGCAGCGCUAUCGAUGAAUAUCAAUAUUUCGCACCCAAUGAUCCUAACAAUCCAAAUAAUCAACCGCAAAUACAGAUAUCCGAACAACAGCAAGUGCAGCCUGCCUAUCCGGCAUUGCAACAGCAGCAGCAGCAACAACAACUGGGCACCUUGCCUUUGCCAUCGCAGCAGCAUCUUCCACAGUUACCACCGUCCAAUGUACCACAACCGACACAUGCACAACAAAAUUCAACUGCAACAGGUCCGCUUGACACACAACAGCAACAGCAUCUGCCGCAGUCAAUGCUAAGUAUGCAACCGGAUGUGGUCCUAGGCUUAAACGGUAAUGCGACCGCAACCCUUCACAAUCUUGGCAAUGGUAACGGUACAUUAGCUGGCAAUUCCAGACCACCUUCACAACAACAACAACAACAACAACAACAAUUACCGCCCCAACAGCCUCAGCGGCAUCAAUUUCCUCCGCCUGGCAACCAAGCUCUAGUGGCCAUUUCCAGUUCGCGAUCUUCAUCUAGCUCACCGUCAAUUUACAUAAAAGAGGAGCCCGAUUCGCCGGACACACUCUCUCUUACCACCAUAACAAUCAACGAGCACGAUUCGUCGUACUUGGCCCGACAUGCCGAAACAAAAAACAAAAAUGCUCAAAGUGUCAACUCACAUGUCAAAGGUAGUAUGCCAAUCGGUAAUAGUAAAAACAAUGGUGCAAUACGUAAAUCGAAAUCGCACAUAGACCCCUCGUCAGCGAGUUUGAUCAUUGACGAGGACUUUGCUGGGCACGACGCCGAUUUGGAUGAUCUCGAUGAUCCUGAUGUGGAUAUGCUGGACGAUGGACGUCUUUCGCCAGCGAGCACCUACACCCUAGGCAUGGCGUCGAAGCCAAAUCGUCUUACGGCACGUGAAAUACUCUAUACCAAAUUUGGGGACUUCUUGGCCGCACGCCUGAAUACGCUUAAUGAGACUGUGGCUAACGAUUUAAUGAAUCGCAUACUACUCCUGAUCGCUGAAAAGUAAUGGAAUAGCUGUCACAGCGUUAUUCUACUCAGCAGAUUUCUAUAUUCUCGUUUUGUGUGUUAAUGACAGGCAUAUCUAGAUACUAAAUUACACAUUUUAGGGUCCAACAUAUCUCUUUAAAAUAACUUUAGGAAGCCGGAUAACUCUGUGGAAUAGUCAUUUUAGGGCUUCAACAGAAUAUUGCCCAAUUGGUAGUAUUAUACUAUAUAUAUAUAUAUAUAUGUAUAUAUAUAUAUAUAUAUAUAUAUCUGUAUAUAUAUAUAUAUAUAUAUACAUUAUAUUGCAUGUGUGUGAGGGAAAUUUAUCCUGUAUGAGUCUGAAAUAAAACUAAAAGUCAUAUCAA